Molecule: messenger RNA, 2075 nt
Organism: Nothobranchius furzeri (turquoise killifish)
Lineage: Eukaryota; Metazoa; Chordata; Actinopteri; Cyprinodontiformes; Nothobranchiidae
Gene: slc52a3-1
Product: solute carrier family 52 member 3-1
Biological process (GO): riboflavin transport
Cellular component (GO): plasma membrane
Molecular function (GO): riboflavin transmembrane transporter activity
Source: RefSeq, a predicted model, not a curated record
GACCUCUGCAGCGUGAGCUUGUGAAGGAGCAGCCAGCGCUGGUUUGCCAUUAAACUCCAUCUACAAUGAUCAAAAACACAGUGUAGUGCUUUCAGGAAACAAAGAAAGGUGAACAGAAAAAUGGCUGACAUAGACGUAACAUCUGUUUAAACUCUUUUUAGGCUGCGGGAGUGGACUGGCCUCUUCUGCCAUGGUUGUGCUUGUGCACCUGCUGGCCUGUGCCUUUGGCCUGGGCUCUUGGGUGGCGGUGAACGGUCUGUGGGUGGAACUCCCUCUCAUCGUUAACUCUCUCCCUGAAGGCUGGGAGCUCCCUUCCUACCUCACUGUCAUCAUCCAGCUGGCCAACCUGGGUCCACUCUUGGUCACCGUCAUGCACAAGCUGAGCCCAGGCCGUCUCAAUGAACGUGCCGUCAUUUACUCCGUCCUCUCCAUCGGCAUCCUGUCCUGCGUCCUGCUCAUCUUCUUCUGGAAUGAGACUACGAUGGUGGCCGGGGCGCCACAUAGCACAGCCUUUUUCAUCCUUACCUUCUUUCUUUCUCUAGUGGACUGCACAUCUUCAGUUUCUUUUCUCCCUUUCAUGAUGCAGCUUCCUAAAAUAUAUGUCACCACAUAUUUUAUUGGAGAAGGACUGAGUGGUUUAAUUCCGGGUGUGGUCGCUUUGGCUCAAGGUGUCGGCAUUGCUAAAUGUGUCAACUCCUCUCAGGCUUUGGGAAACCACUCGGACCAGGACUUGUGGUUGCUACAGACAGAGUAUCUUCCUCCAAACUUCUCCACAGAGGUAUUCUUCUGCUUCCUAGCAGCCAUGAUGUGUAUAAGUUUGGCUGCUUUCAUUGCACUGAACAAGCUUCCUGGGAGGUUUGAACUGUCCACAGAAAAGCUCGUCCCUGAUCCAGUACCCUCAAUCAGUUCUGGGUUGGAGAACCCCGAGGCUCAGGUUGAUAGAGGGAAUGAGAAAAGCCAGGAGGGAGGUCCAAGCUCAAAACACUCCAUUUACCAGCUGGCCUACAUCUACUUUCUGGUGUUGUGGGUUAACGCUGCGACCAACGGCCUGCUGCCCUCUGUGCAGACGUACUCCUGCAUGCCCUACGGUAACCUGGCCUAUCACCUCUCUGCAGCUCUGGCAUCUGUGGCUAACCCUGUGGCCUGCACAAUAGCAAUGUUCUUCCCAAACAGGUCUCUGACCUUUCUGGGUGUGCUGACUGCGCUGGGGUCAGGCUUUGGCAGCUACAACAUGGCCAUGGCAGCCAUGAGUCCCUGUCCUUUGCUCCGUGGUUCUGCAGCAGGAGAGGCAAUCAUUGUUCUCUCAUGGCUCCUGUUUACUGGGACACUGUCAUACGUGAAAGUGAUGGUGGGAGUGAUCCUGAGAGACCGGAGCCACAGCGCUUUGGUCUGGUGUGGAGCUGCUGCCCAGAUGGGCUCGCUGCUCGGCUCUGUCACCAUGUUUCCUCUGAUUAACCUGCAGCGGCUCUUUAGCUCGGGAGACUCGUGCAGCGUGCAGUGUCCUUCAUGAUGGUGAGGGAUGACUCAGCUUCUGCAUCACAGCUCAGCUCAACCUCUAUGAAACUGAUUCAGCCAUGUUUGGUGUUUGCUGGGAUUAAUGAGCUGCAGCAGCCAUCUUGAAUGAAGCUGACUCGUAUAUUCGACGAAGACUUCUUCAGAGUUACACUAAACGAAGGGUUCAUGACAGAUUUUGCCAGCAAACAAACACACAGAUAUGAUAAACUUCCCUAAAUUCUUUACAUAAUUAAAUGGAAAUAAACAGCAAUUUAUUAAUACUGUUGUUGUUAUGUUAGUGUAAGUAAACUUCAUUGUUUGAUUAUUAACAAAAAUUUACUUAAUGUUAUUCUUUUUAGGAACAAAUAAAAAAUGAUAACAAAGUCAUAAAAAAGGCUUUAUUAAAACAACUAAUGCUGACUAGAAUUAAAUUGUAGAAAAACAGAAGUGGGUCUUUAAAAAAAUGUUCCCAUGUUGAAAGUCUUGAUCAUUUUAUUGUGACAUGGAUGAAAACUGUUAUUCUUAUAUAUUACUAUUGUCUGUUUUUUUAGUAUUUUUAAAUAAAUUAUGAUCAUUUAUUA